AUGGGCAGCGCUGGAGAACCAACCGUGUGCCAUGGCGCAUCUGUUCCGGACAUAACCACCAAGGGGUCGGAGUUCGAAUCCAUCGCCUCUUGGAGAGAGCGGGUUGGUAUCGACACCGAUGCACAGAUCCGCCUGGUGAAGCUGUCGCAUAUGCGGUACCAGCAUCCGGAUCUGGAUCAGAUUACUGUUUUCCUAAAGGACUUUGGCAUGCAGAUUGUCAAACAAACAGACGAUCAGAUCUGGUAUCGCGGCUAUGGACCCGACCCUUAUGUUUACUAUGCAAGGAAAGGACCUAAGCAAUUCCUGGGUGCUACUUUUGAGGUCGAGUCGUAUCAGGAUUUGGAGAAGGCACUGCAGCUGCCGAACACCAGUGGAAUCAAGGAACUGGUCGACCAUCCCGGCGGUGGUCACCUGGUCAGCUUCACUGAUCCGGAAGGAUACCUUGUCAACCUGAUCCAUGGACAGACACCACGGGAGGUAGGAGAGUAUCCAGAAAGGUUGGUUGUCAAUUACGAGGCAGACAAACCCCGUCUGCGAAAAUUUCACCGAUUUAAUGUCGGACCGGCACCCGUGCACAAGCUUGGUCACUUUGGAUACUGCGUACAGAAUUUUCCGACAAUGCUCGACUUCUACACCCGGAACUUCAACCUCGUCCCGAGUGACUUCCUCUACGUGGAAAAGGACGGCCAAAAAGUGAACGUAGCAGUCUUUGCCCACAUCGAUCGGGGAAGCGAUCCCGUUGACCACCACUCCUUCUUCAUGAGCACGAACGAGACCUCUCAUGUGCACCACUGCUCCUUCGAAGUUCACGACUUCGAUACCCAGCAAUUGGGACACUACUGGCUGGCCGGAAAGGGGUACAAGUCGGUGUGGGGAGUGGGACGGCAUAUUCUCGGUUCGCAGAUCUUCGACUACUGGUGGGACACGACUGGCAACAUGGUCGAGCAUUAUGCAGACGGAGACUUAGUGACUGAUGAGACUCCAAUCGGGUACGGUCCCGCUGGAGAUGAGUCGUUAGCAGUUUGGGGCCCCGAUGUGCCGCCUACAUUUUUGAAAUGA
This is a messenger RNA of Aspergillus luchuensis, 1059 nucleotides long. Its product is annotated as 2,4,5-trihydroxytoluene oxygenase. The coding region runs from base 1 to 1059 and encodes 352 amino acids. Gene Ontology annotation, cellular component: mitochondrion. Lineage: Eukaryota; Fungi; Ascomycota; Eurotiomycetes; Eurotiales; Aspergillaceae. The transcript has 5 exons. Gene Ontology annotation, biological process: L-methylmalonyl-CoA metabolic process. The record is from RefSeq and is a predicted model, not a curated record. Gene Ontology annotation, molecular function: methylmalonyl-CoA epimerase activity.